AUGCGCAGAGGGCGCUUGGGGCACAAGGCUGGGGCCCUGGGUGGGGGUUGGAAGGGGCUCCAGCGGCCCUCCCUCUCCAGCUGGGACCCGCUUCAAGAAUUCGGGCUGGGUUCAGCGGGCGGCGAUGGAUGGAGAAGGCGCGCCUGGCUGGCCCGGGCCGGGCGCCGUCCAAGCGGGGCUGCAGCCUCAAUGCAGGGAGGCGAGGCGGCCUCUGCAGCCUGCACGGAGGCGCGGGCGGGCGGCCCCGAAGAGGCUCCUCUCGCUCGGGAGGGUCCUGCAGCCGCCGCCGCGCCGUCGAGGGCCGAAGCUGGAGCCGCGGUUGGAGCCUGCGGAGCCCCCGCGCGUCCCCUGCGCCGCCUGCUCCCCUCCCUCCCCUCCCCUCGCUGGCGGGCUGCAGCGCAGGCGGCGUCGGAGGGACGAGGCGGGCCCGGCUCCUUUGGCUUUGGCGCCCCCGCCCGCCCCCUGCCGACGUGUGCCUCCUUCGCCUCGCCGCGCAACUUCGCCGGCGGCUCCCUGCAGCCAUCGCCCUCCCGAGCUGAGACCGGCCCGGCGGCGGCGGCCCCGACGGCUAUGCCCGCCCGGCCCCGGCGCGCCCUGCUGGGCACCCUCCUGCUGAGCCUGCAGCUGCCGCUCGGCGCCCUCCUCCUCCUGCAGCCGCCAGGUAGGGAAGGGGCGCCGCGGCCUCCCUUGCUGGAGCCCCCGCGCCGCGCUCUUGUGGCUCGCGAGCGGCUUGCAGUCGGGCCUGGCCUGGCCUGGCGAACGGGCACUGGGCGAAGAAGCCCCGGAGCCAGCCAGCCUUGCAGCCCGCAGCUGCUGCGCUUGGAGAUGGGGCCCCCCAGCCCCGACGUGGGGACUCCCCCGAGCCAGAAGUGUGUGCACAUCCAGGAUGUGGCAGAAAGGACAGGAAGACUCAUAAAGCCCACAGAUUAUUAUCCUUUCUUGCUGAUCCAUGUGGGAACAAGUGAUGCUGCCGAGCACAGUGCAGAAGGUAUUAAAAGAAACUUUGUGAUUCUGGUGGAUACAAAUGCUGGUCACAGCCAGACGGUCAGGCUUUCUCUGUUGACACUGACUUUGCUUUUGCUUUUUGCAGACUCUGGGGUGUUUCUCAUCUACAACAGUGAGCUGCCUGGCUGCUUGGAGACAAAAGAUUCCCUAGUGAAGAUUUCCAAGACCUGUAACACCAGCGCUCCAGCUCAGCAGUGGAAAUGGGUUUCUCGGAGCCGGCUCUUCAACAUUGGGACCAUGCAGUGCUUGGGUGUCUCCUGGAAAUCUGCCAACGCCAGCACAGCGAACCUUGCCCUGGCCACCUACGAGUGUGACCAAGAGUCUGUCAACCUGCGAUGGAACUGCCGGACCCUUGGGGACCAGCUGUCUCAGUCUUUGGACUCCAGGCUGGGAAACUGGUCACUGACUUCAGUGGAGAGGGGUGACCAGGCACGCAGAGGCCGGUGGAAGGUGUAUGGGCAGGAGGACGAUCUGUGCUCCAAGCCAUAUUCGGAAAUUUAUACCAUCCAAGGCAACUCACACGGGAAGCCCUGUACCAUCCCGUUCAAGUACGAUAACCUUUGGUUCUAUGAUUGCACCGGUAUGGGUCGUGAAGAUGGUCACCUCUGGUGUGCCACUACACAGGAUUAUGGCAAAGAUGAGAGAUGGGGCUUCUGCCCCAUUAAGGGCACUGACUGUGACACGUUCUGGGAUAGGGACCACCUCACCGGCAGCUGCUACCAAUUCAACUUCCAGUCCACCCUGUCUUGGCUGGAGGCUGGGAAGAGCUGUGAACAGCAAGGGGCCAGCCUGCUCAGCAUCACUGAGAUCCACGAACAGACGUACAUCAACGGACUCCUGACGGGUUAUAGUUCCACCCUCUGGAUUGGGCUGAAUGAUUUGGACCUCAAUGGGGGCUGGCAGUGGUCAGACAACUCACCCUUGAAGUUCCUCAACUGGGAGAGUGGUCAGCCAGACAACUCCCAUGAAGAGAACUGCGGAGUGAUCCGGACUGAAUCGUCGGGGGGGUGGCAGAACCGGGACUGCAGCGUUGCUUUGCCUUACAUCUGCAAGAAAAAAGCCAAUGCCGCCUCUAACACAUAUCUGACAGUUGAUUCUUGGUUGGAGACGAAGGUGGACUGUGAUCCUAGCUGGCAGCCUUUCCAGUCUAACUGCUACCGACUGAUCAGUGAGAAGAAGACUUGGCUGGAUGCCAAGAAGAUCUGUUUAUGGAAUGAAGGGGACCUGGUGAGCAUCCACACUCUCCCUGAACUGGAGUUUGUUACCAAGCAAGUCAAGCAAGAUGUCGAAGAACUCUGGAUUGGCCUGAAUGAUCUCCGCCUGCAGAUGAACUUUGAGUGGUCUGAUGGCACACCGGUGCAGUUCACCUUCUGGCACCCCUUUGAGCCCAACAAUUUCAGGGACAACCUGGAGGACUGUGUCACGAUCUGGGGACCGGAAGGGAGAUGGAACGACAGCCCUUGUAACCAGACUUUGCCCUCUGUCUGCAAGAAGAAGGGUCGUGUGAAUCCAGGCAUAGAAGAUGAGGACCAUGGCUGCAGAAAGAGUUGGAAAUGGCACACGCCAUCUUGCUACUGGCUGGGAGAUGAGCACGUCAAGUACACGGAAGCUCGGAAGAUAUGCACGGACUAUGGGGCUACUCUGCUCACCAUCACAAACAGGUUUGAACAGGCCUAUGUGAACAGUCUCAUUUACAGCUGGGACAACGAGUAUUUCUGGACAGCACUGCAGGACAUAAAUGAAACUGGGUCUUUCCAUUGGCUGAGUGGGGAUGAAGUCAUGUACACCCACUGGAAUCGUAACCAACCAGAUUAUAGUAAAGGGGGUUGCGUUGCCUUGGCUACGGGGAGUGCCAUGGGCCUGUGGGAAGUGAAGAACUGCACCACUUUCCGGGCCAAAUACAUCUGCAGGCAGAACCUGGGAACUCCAGUGAACCCUGAGCUUCCUGCCCCCCGCCCCACCCCCAGCCUGACUGGCUCCUGUCCCCAGGGGUGGAGCACCAGCCCCACGAUGAGGCAUUGCUACAAGGUUUUCCACUAUGACCAAUUGCAAGAGAAGAAAAGCUGGAUCAUGGCCCACGUGUUCUGCCAGGACUUGAAAGCCCAGCUUCUCAGCCUGGGCAGCUACGCGGAGGAGCACUUUGUGGCCAACGUGCUCAACAAGAUCUUCGGGGAAUCAGAACCUGAAAUCCAUGAACAGCACUGGUUCUGGAUAGGCUUGAAUCGCCGAGCUCCUGGGGCAGAGAGAAGCUGGCAGUGGAGUGAUGGACUUGGGUUUUCUUAUCAUAACUUUGACCGCAGCAAUCAUGAUGACGAUGACAUCCGUCACUGUGCCGUGCUGGACCUGGCCUCUUUGCAGUGGAUGCCUCUGCAAUGUGGAGUUCAGCUGGACUGGAUCUGCAAACUGCCCAAAGGUACUGAUGUGAAAGAGCCAGAGGUACCUAACCAAGGGAGCAAUGAAUGGGUGAAGAAUCAGGAUGCUGAAUACAAGUUCUUCAGCCUCCAUUCAACGUGGAUGCAAGCCCAAAGGAUCUGCACUUGGUUCCAGGCUGAGUUGGCAUCAGUCCACAGCCCAGCUGAGCUGGAUUUCUUGGGUCAAAACCUGAAGAAGCUCCGAAGGGGCCAGGAUCAGUACUGGUGGAUUGGGCUGAAUACCUAUGAGAAUGACGGACGAUUUCGGUGGUCUGACCGUUCCCUUGUGAAUUUCAUCUCAUGGGCACCAGGCAAGCCACGGCCUAUCAGCAAGGACAGGAGGUGCGUCUACAUGACAGCCAGCCAAGACGACUGGGGUGACCAAAAGUGCCACACUGCACUGCCUUUUAUUUGCAAGCGCGGCAACAGCACAGCCAUGUGGCCUCCGUCGCCCUCCCUGCCUGUGCUGACUCCUGGCGGCUGUGCCCAAGGCUGGAACAUGCACAGAAAUAAGUGCUUUAAGAUAUCCAGGCAAGAGCAAGUGACCUGGCCGGAGGCAAAGCGCAUCUGUGAGGCUCAGGGGGGCCAGCUGGCCACCAUCUCCAACCACCUGGAGCAAGCUUUUAUAACCACUCUUCUCCCAAAUGUGACCUUUGACCUGUGGAUCGGCCUCCAUGACUCCAAGAAGGAAUUCCAGUGGGUGGACUCUGAACCUAUCAAGUAUAUGAACUGGGCCCCUGGCGAGCCAUCUGGCCAUGGAAACUCACCAGCCAAUGAGAAGCCGACCAACUGCGCGGUCAUUUGGCAUGGCUCCCCACCCCAGUUCACAGGUCGCUGGGAUGACAGGAACUGCCUGGAGGAGAAACAUGGCUUCAUCUGCCAGCAGAGCAAAGACCCUACUCUUGCCCCUUCUCUAGCAGACUUUCCUCCUGCUGCCAACUCCACCCUCUCGUAUCUCAACGGCAUCUAUCGCAUCCUGACGAAGCCACUCACGUGGCAGGAGGCCGUGCUGCUCUGUGAGAGUUUCAAUGCAAGCCUCACCGAUGUGAUGGAGCCAUACACCCAGGCCUUCCUCACCCAAGCAGUCAGCAGCCUGCGUGCUCCACUCUGGAUCGGCUUGGCCAAUGAGGAGGGACGACGGAGUUACGUAUGGUUCACAGAGGAGAAUCUUUCCUACACCAACUGGCAGGAUGGAGAGCCACAGCAAAUCAUGGGAUGCACCUACAUGGACAUAGAUGGCAUGUGGAGGACAGCUGGUUGUGACACCAAGUUACAGGGGGCCAUCUGCAAGAUGAACACAGGGCUCCCUUCCUCACGUAAGUGGAGCUAUAAUGGUAGCUGCCCUAACUCUAUAGAGGAUUCCUCUUGGAUCCCAUUCCGGAAUCACUGCUAUGCCUUCCACAUGGAGGUCAUGUUGAAUGUGAAGGAAGCUGCGAAGAAGUGUCAGAAAGUUGGAGGUACCGUGCUGUCUGUCCAAGACGAGAUGGAAAAUGUCUUUGUUUGGGAACAUCUGCAGGCCUAUGAGACUCAGUCCAAAGGAGCUUGGCUGGGUAUGACCUUUAACCCCAAAGGGGGCAUGCUCGUUUGGCAUGACAACCUGGCCAUGAACUACUCCAACUGGGGACGGCAUGACAGCGGACCAAACAUGCUCAGCCCAAAUAGCUGCUACUGGAUCCAGAGCAGGGAUGGGGUUUGGGGUCUGGGCUCCUGCUCCAAUGUCACUAUGGGGGUCAUCUGCAAGACAGCUCGAGUGGAAGGAAGCUACUUUUCCAGACCAGCUUUCCUGGAGAACACAAAGGCCAUUGUUGUGGUCGUCCUUUCCUCUUUAGCGCUGUGUACAUUGGUAGCAAUAGCCAUCUAUCUGUACAAACGUCAGUGGAUCUCAGAGCAGAGGGCUUUUGAGAGCGCCCGCUACAGCCGCACCAACUCCAACCCCAGUGAAUCUGCUGAGAAGAACAUCCUGGUGUCUGACAUGGAGAUCAAUGAACAACAAGACUAAAGGUGUGCUUGGUAGGUAGGGGGAGAUCAGGAUGGAAGGAAGGGAGAGCUUCAAUAAACCACUAGGGUGAUGUCAAGAAACAGAGAAGUUUUUUUCCCCUCUGGAAAUCC
Messenger RNA from Heteronotia binoei (common prickly gecko), 5525 nucleotides. It is a transcript of the gene MRC2, whose product is annotated as mannose receptor C type 2. NCBI's taxonomy places the organism in Eukaryota, Metazoa, Chordata, Lepidosauria, Squamata, Gekkonidae. Bases 1 to 5415 code for a protein of 1804 amino acids. Gene Ontology annotation, molecular function: signaling receptor activity. The transcript has 32 exons. The record is from RefSeq and is a predicted model, not a curated record.